Messenger RNA from Dictyostelium discoideum AX4, 2019 nucleotides. It is a transcript of the gene srp72, whose product is annotated as signal recognition particle 72 kDa subunit. Gene Ontology annotation, biological process: SRP-dependent cotranslational protein targeting to membrane. Gene Ontology annotation, molecular function: 7S RNA binding. NCBI's taxonomy places the organism in Eukaryota, Evosea, Eumycetozoa, Dictyosteliales, Dictyosteliaceae. The transcript is spliced from 5 exons. The coding region runs from base 1 to 2019 and encodes 672 amino acids. Gene Ontology annotation, cellular component: endoplasmic reticulum; signal recognition particle; cytoplasm. The record is from RefSeq and is a predicted model, not a curated record.
AUGUCUAAAGAUACAACAGUUUCAUUAGAACAACUCUUUAAAGAGUUAGAUGAAUAUAUCAUAAAUUCACAAUUUAAAAAAGCAAUUCGUGUUUGUAAUAAAAUUUUAUCAGUAAAUGGUAAUGAUUCAGAAGCAUUCCAAUGUAAAGUAAUUUGUUUAAUGCAACUUAGUAAUUUUACAGAAGCAAUUGAAUGUUUUAAAAAACCAGAACAAAUUCAAUCAAUGCAAUUCGAAUAUUCAUAUUGUCUUUAUUCAACUGCAAAAUAUCAAGAAGCAUUAACUCAAUUAGAAAAGCAAUCAUCAAAAGAAACUAAAUCUUUAGAACUUGAAGCUCAAAUCUACUACAAAUUAGAAAAUUAUCAAAAAACAAUUUCAAUUUAUGAAAGUUUAUUAUCAAAACCAGGUUAUUCAGAUUCAAUUGAAUUUAUUACCAAUCUUUGUGCAGUUUAUUUAGAUGCAGGUAAAUUCAAUGAAUGUCAAGAAUUAUUAAAUAAAAAUAAGAGUCAACAAACAAAGACCCAUGAAUUAGCAUUCAAUUCUGCAUGUUUAGCAAUUUCAAAGAAUGAUACUAAAACUGCUGAAACUCAAUUAAAAUUAGCAAAGAAAAUUUGUACAGAUUCAUUAAAAAAAGAUGGAUUUAGUGAAGAAGAGAUUAAAGAAGAACAAACAUCAAUCGAUGUUCAACUAGGUUAUGUUCAACAAAUUUGUGGUAACUUGGAGAAAUCUUUAGAACAAUAUCAAAAUGUAUUGGAACAACAAGUUGGUGAUAGUGCAACAUUGGUAGCUACAAAUAAUAGUAUUUCAGUACGUUCAAUUCUUCAAUCUGACCAAUGGUCAACUCAACCAAAAGAGUAUACUCAUGCAAUGGAUUCAUUGAAAUCUUUAUUAACAGAGGCUGAAUCAACUCGUUUAAAUAGUAAACAAAAGAAAGUCAUCAAUUAUAAUCUUUGUUUAUUAUUAGUACAAUUGAAAAAAGUUAGUCAAUGUGAAGAGUUAAUUAAAACUUUGAAAUCAAAAUACGGCCAACAACAACAACAAGUUGAUACAUCAUUCGUUGAAGAUUUAGAUAUUAUUCAAGUUUCAUUAUUAAUUAAAGAAAAGAAAUUUAAAGAUGCAGAGAAAUUAUUAUUAAAGAAUAAUACUACUACUGGUUCAAUUAAAUCACAAUUAUUAUUAGCACAAAUUUAUUUAUUGGAUAAUAAUAAUGUUGCAAAGGCAUUGAAUGUUUUGGAGAAAUUAGAUUCAUCAGUUUCAUUGAGACCUGGUAUUGUCGCUACAAAGGUUGCAUUGUAUGAAAAAUCGGGUGAUUUAGAAAAGGCAGUCAAUAGUUUAGAUGAUUUAAUCUCAAUUUUUGAUAAACAAAAGAAAUCUGAAAAAGAUGAAGAGAUUUAUGUUAACCUUUUGAAAGCAAGUGGUAACUUUAAAUUAAAACAUCAUAAAUAUAGAGAAGCCUCUGAUAUGUUUGAUAGAGUAUUAAAGAUUAAUCCAAAUGAUUUAAUAGCUUUACCAUCUUACAUUGUUGCCACUUCACAUUUCGAUCCAUCUUUAUCUCAAAAGUAUGAAGGUAAAUUACCAAAUAUUAAAUUUGAAUCUAAAAUUGAUAUUGAUUUAAUUGAAAAGUAUGGUUUAACUUUUGAAAAGAAAUUAAAUUUAAAUGAAGAUUCAAAUUCAUCAUCACCAACAACAACAACUACUACUACUACCAAAUCUACCAAACCAACUGCAACAGAAGUUGUUAAAAUUAAGAAAUCUAAAAAGAAAUUACCAAAAGUAAUGAAACCAAAUUAUGUUCCAGACCCAGGUCGUUGGUUACCAAAAUGGCAACGUGCAAAUGCUAAAGCUGCAAGAAGUAAAAAGAAUAAGGAUAUCAUUAAAGGUCCACAAGGUAUUGCAUCUGCUUCUCAAACUGCUUCACUCUUUGUUCAAGAAUCAAAAAAUACAAAUACAAACAAUAACAAUACUCAAUCUUCUAAAUCUGAAAAACCAAGAAACAUUCAUAAAAAGAAAUCAAAAAAAUAG